AUGAGUCCUCACUGGCAGCCCGCUUUCUUGGUGGGGUUUGAGAAAUCCCGUCCAUUUGACGGGCACACCUUCCGACAAGGAGACGUGUGCUGGGAGAAGAACCUCUACCGUCAUCCCCUACGACAGGGUCUCCUACCCGAGGACGACUAUCCUCGGGGUCAUGCUGCUAGAAAUCGGACUGUGGACACAUCCCUGGUACAGCAAAGCGGCAGCGAUGACGACGGCGUGUGCGUUCCUGGCGCUAUGCUCGACAUAAGCCCAUUCCAGGCAGAGCGCAACGAGCGCAAGAAGGCGACCCUAGUGAAGCGCACUCUCAUUGAUCUGGCGUCGAGUCGAUUGGCGAGCUGGAUGGGCCACAAGUUCACGGGCAUUGUCCCCGCCUGUUUGACUUGUCUGGAUAGAACAGACAAGGCAUUCGGCCAUCCAGACGAAUUUCUGGACGAAGACGGCAUCGUGGUGGGAGUUCGGUACUUUGAAAAGGUAGAGCCAACCACUAAGGGCUCUUACGAUCCAAUUCUAGCUUUGGCUAACACGACUUUAGGUUGUGUUGGGCCUGCAUGA
Fonsecaea multimorphosa CBS 102226 is the source of this 561-nucleotide messenger RNA. RefSeq lists its product as uncharacterized. The coding region runs from base 1 to 561 and encodes 186 amino acids. NCBI's taxonomy places the organism in Eukaryota, Fungi, Ascomycota, Eurotiomycetes, Chaetothyriales, Herpotrichiellaceae. The record is from RefSeq and is a predicted model, not a curated record. The transcript has 2 exons.